Molecule: messenger RNA, 2222 nt
Organism: Colletotrichum navitas
Lineage: Eukaryota; Fungi; Ascomycota; Sordariomycetes; Glomerellales; Glomerellaceae
Product: yrdC domain-containing protein
Exons: 1
Coding region: 403-1749 (448 amino acids)
Biological process (GO): regulation of translational fidelity
Cellular component (GO): cytoplasm
Molecular function (GO): double-stranded RNA binding; nucleotidyltransferase activity; tRNA binding
Source: RefSeq, a predicted model, not a curated record
CUAGGGAGGUACCUACUCUAGGUACCUAACUACCAGCUCCUUCAACUCGGGAUUAUCGCCGCCAAAGGGCACUACCGCUCACCUCUCGCUCACCUUAGCCUUCCAGAGAAAUUUUUCCAUAUGACUCAAUGUCCACCCACUCGAUCUGCAUGAAGACCUUUAUGAUACCCAUUACUUCCCUAUGACGACGAUCUAGAUUAUUCUCUUUUCUUACUUUCACAUCCGUGAUAACUACCCUGGACCCUCUUUCCAUCAACUUUAAUUGUCCCGAUAUUUGACUCCAAAUCGGCGCGGAUUCUGCAAUCCUUCACAUUGGCUCUCACUUAUCGUGUAAGUCGUCAGAUCGCGAUCUUCAGCCGCAACCGUCUACGCCUGUUAUCGACAGACAAUCACAACAACAGGAUGGAGACCAGGGUUGUCAAAGUCGAAGCCCAAGGGUUGGGGAGUUUCAGGGACGCAGAUGGCCCCGAGAGGUUAAGCCACUGGGACAUAUCCAGCUCCGCCUCUGGUGCAUCAAUAGCCGCAUUGCGCGACGCUGCGGAAUACAUGCGCACAAAAGACACCCCCGUGGCGUUCCCCACCGAGACGGUGUACGGGCUGGGCGCCGACGCGACGCGGAGCGGCGCUGUCAAGGGCAUCUUUUCUGCCAAGGGCCGGCCGUCAGACAACCCGUUGAUAUCCCACGUCUGCGAUCUGAACAUGCUGAGGGGCCUGUUGCGGCCCGAAAGGCAAACAAUGAACGGCGACGCGGCGGCAGAGACGGACCCGAUCCCAGAGAUUUACAAGCCUCUCAUCGAAAAGUUCUGGCCCGGCCCCCUGACGAUCCUGCUGCGGAAUCCGGAGCCGAGCAAGCUCGCGCCCGAGGUCACGGCGGGGCUGGAGAGCUUCGGUGUGCGAAUGCCGUCCUCGCCGCUGGCGUUGACGCUGAUCAAGCUUGCCGCCGCCCCGCUGGCCGCGCCCUCCGCCAACGCCUCGACCAAACCGUCUCCAACGACAGCGCAGCACGUUUACCAUGAUUUGGAAGGCCGCAUUGAGCUGAUUCUGGAUGGCGGGGCGUGCCAGGUCGGCGUAGAGAGUACCGUCGUCGACGGCCUCUGCGAUCCGCCCGUCGUACUGAGGCCCGGCGGCGUGAGCAUGGAGGAGCUGCGGAGCUGUGCCGGGUGGGAGGGCGUCGUCAAGGCGUACAAGGAUGCGAGUGAGACGGGGAAGUCAGCGCCACGGGCGCCUGGGAUGAAAUACAAGCACUAUAGCCCCAAGGCCAAGGUUGUGCUUUACGAAUGGAGCUGCGAGGCGGGUGCUGAGGGCGUCGUGGCCGAGGAUUUGCAGAAGGCACUCAUCCAGCAGGGCGGUGAUGCCAUUGCCACCAACGGCUCAGGGCCGGCGCUGCUAAAGAUUGGAAUCAUCCGGACGAGCAGGUGGAAGUUUGCAGGAGGAUUGCACCCCGGCACGCUCCAGGUCUCUAAGGUCCACGUUGACGGGGCUGCAGAGGCGAAUGCUAGGGACGAGGUGGCGUAUGAGGUUCAGGAGGGCGAGCUGCAGGACGCGGAGAAGAAACCCAUGGCGAAGGUCCUCGACAUAGAUCUGGGCGGUGACACGAGGGGCAUCGCCCAGGGGCUCUUCUCGGCACUGAGAGAUCUGGAUAGGAGAGGCGCCAGCGUCAUCUUCGUGGAUGGUAUCGACGACAGGAACGACAUAGCAGAGGCGGUCAUGAACAGGCUCCGCAAGGCAGCCUCUGAAAUCCGUGCUUAAAUGAAUGAGCAUUGUUUUGGGCAAAAAAUAGAACCAGGCAUAAAUCUGAGCAUUCGUCAUGACAAUCCCUCUCAAGAAGGAUGUGCUUUUUCAAAAUGAUGCAUUCCCCUUUAGAAACCACCAUGAAACUCCCAUUGUGCAACCGCCGUUUCUCUCUUCGUCUCUCGCCUCAGUUUGCCCCUUCGACACCAUCCGUCGCCGCUCACAAGCCCUGCCGCAGCCAGUCGGCCAGUUUCGACUUGCCCAGCUGGGCCAGGUUGUUGACACCUUGUUCGCUGAGGUCGAUGCGACGAAGGUCGACGUCUUGCGCCGGUGCCUUGCUUACUCUUUGGACGAUGAUGGUGGGGUCGGUCUCCAGGAUGAUGCCGUCAUCGACGAUCUCGUCAAUGGCGAGGGAUACAAGGUCGUAAUUCUCGACGAUUGUGCGCUUGUCGACGGAUUGCCUGGAGAGCUGUUAGAACACACCGAGCGUG